Molecule: messenger RNA, 6832 nt
Organism: Linum trigynum
Lineage: Eukaryota; Viridiplantae; Streptophyta; Magnoliopsida; Malpighiales; Linaceae
Source: the annotation of a GenBank genome assembly
GAGUCAUUCGUGAUAAUCUAGGAAUUUCUAGGCUCAUCUAUUUAAGUAGUUUUAUUAAUUAGUUCUUAUUUCGUAUUAUUUGGGAUAUUAUUAUUAUUGUUUAAUUGCCUUAGUAGGAUUUGGAUUGUUUUCUAUUAUGUUUAGGAUUUGGUUAUCGCUUCCUUGUGGGAGUAGUAUUCAUAUUUUGUGAAUUAGAAAAGAGAUGUACUAUGCUUAUAAAUAUGUACUCACUCUUUCGUUUAAUGAUAUGAGAAGAUUGGAAUCCAAGUAAAUUUAUAGUUUAACUUUCCCGUCCUCUAUUUCUCUUCAUUCUAAAGCGAUUCUCGAAUUCUUUUGUUCGAUUCAUUAGAGUCACUUACAUGAAAAUUCUAAUCUGGAAAAUCCACGCACUUUUACCCAGUGGCGGAUCCAGGAAUUCUACGUAGGGGUGUCCUCUAUAAAAUAUUAAAUUAAAUAUUAGAAUUAAAUUAAAUAAUUAUUAAAUUUGAAAAUAUCUAACUAAUAAAAGUUUCAUUAAAAGUUCAUACGUGUUUCGUCAAAUGAUAAAAUGCAUUCGGUGUUUAUAUUGCUCAACAAAUAUGUCUUGACAUAUCCUACUAGACAAGGAUAUCCCAUAAUUGAGUUUAAUCGUUAGGUUUUGAAAAUAAUUUGAGAUAAAAAUAACAUUUUACUAUUAUAUGUGGAUCUAAAACACACUAACAGAUGAGUUGUAGCGUAAUUGAAAAUAUAUUAACUAAUAGUGGCAGUGUCACAAAUUUAAAUCACAUAAACUACUACUUAAAUAUUAUUUGUACCAAUACGCAAACUACUACGAGAGAUUGGAUAAUCAUUUUCCCAAAUUUUAAAGGUAUCCCACUACCACUUAAACAUUUUUUUCUCAUACACAAACUACUAUCGUAGGUUGAAUAAUCGUGUUUCCAAAUUUUAGGGGUGUCCCGAGACACCCCUAACCAUGCAUGUAUCCGCCACUGCUUUUACCACCUGUUAUUGUAUUGUAACCGUAUAUCUAGUGACCACUCUUCCACUAUUGAACGUGGACGAGAGCCGCGCCAAUAUGCAUUUCGUGAAAAUGGCAAACCUACAAUCCGAUGGAAUAUUGGGUCUUUUUGGCUGUCGUCGGGAAAAAGGGUGGACGGCCUAAUAAAUUCCCCGUUUAAUAAGGGGAAUUCUCGCCGGAAAAGAAAAAAGACAGAAAAAUUUGUUGGUUGUGUAUGAAUUAUGAUUUAUGAAUUAUGAUGAGCUUAGAUACUGAGCAAUAAAAUAAAAAUAAUUGCCUGGGAUGUGAGAGAGACGAGACCUACAUCCCUAGAUUUUGCAAAAUUCUAAGCGACUCGUGUCAGGGAGAAAAUCGUCGGUGGUCCCUUUACUUGCAAUAAAAACCCAGACCACCAGCAAAACCUCAAAUCUGGUCUCCUUUUCUUUCUUUCUUUCUUUCAUCAUCUCUCAAGAUUCCCAUUGGUAAAUUUUAGGCAACAUGUUGCUAGGCAUUACAUGUGCGCUCUCGUUGUACCUUUCAUUUUUGUUUACCAGCGCGAAUAAAUUGGUGAUAGAAUAUUUUGUAUUUAAAUUGUGGUUCAAUUAUUUCGUAUCGAUAAAAUUAUACAUAUGUCUGGAUUUUAGCAGAGCAAUCCAUUAGAUAGCAUGUAAAUUUGUUGAUUUUAUGCAAAUGAUCCGACAUCUCGUCUACACGUGCCCGAUCUAACUACGCAGUAGUGACAAUAACAGUUCAAUCGGCUCCUAUUAAGUUGUGAUUACUUGAUGGUGCUUGAGAAAGUACAAGAAUGACACAACACCCUUUUUUUCCCCCUAAAGUAGUCGUGUGAUCGAUGUGCAGGUUUACUAUCGGACAUCGACUCAGUGUCAACAGAUGAGGUGAUUGUAGCGAACUAGUGAUGUUGAUGGAAAAAACUUGCAGGGUAUGAGUCCCAAGAGGGAACAACACACUACUAUUGCGAGAUGGCCACCACUUAUAUUUUUAUGUGUUUUUCUUUUUUGCGAUAUGUUGUUGAGAUUCGAUAACUCAAAUUAUUGCAAGAUGUUCAAUCGUGAAUUUUAUAUUUUUAUGUUACAAAUUUUUUUUUUUACAUUUUUAUGUGGUUUUUUUUUUGCACAUUAGUAACAGAAAAAUAGAAGGAGAGAGAAACUAGGUACUUUUAUCAUACGUAGAAAAUGAUUGUUUAUGGUCCCUAAAAAAAGACUCUUACUGUUUACUACUUUAACAACUUUCAAAUAUGAAAAAAAGUACAGUCAGUAUCAGAUUUCAGUGCAAAGUGAUUCUGAUUUCUGACCCCUGACCAGCGCCACCACCGGACGGCCACCACUUCCACUUCCACCACCACCCCAGUCGCCAUGAUACAAACAAAUAAACAAUUACCCCGGCGGGAAAAAGAAAAUGAUGUAAGGCGAAGCAGACUCAUACAUUUAUUUAUUUUAUUUUAUGUUCGUAUCUGUAAUUUUCACGGUGGCGUUGCGCCAUUGUUGGUUCCCAGCUGGAUCUGGACACUUCCUUUCCUUCCUCCACCCCACAUGUCCCAUUCUUCCUUUUCCUCUCUCCCCCCAACUACCUUUCUCUCUCCGUCUCUAACCGAGAUUCCCAAGCAAGCAAGCUCCUCCUUCCUCUCUAAUCUUUUCUUCCUUCACUCCCCGCCUCACUUUUGCUCUCUCUUCUUCCUUUUUUUCCUCUCCCCUUUUUCAAUAGUGAGUGAAUUGAAUUUCUAAAUAUCUUCUGUUCCCUUCCCAUGCUUGUCUGAAUUUUUUAAUCAAUUUCUCCAUCACUGUGUUUCCCAUCUUCCCCUCUAUAAAUUCAUCCCCCCUGCUUGCUUCAAUCUCCCCCCUUUUCCUCCCCUUCCUUCCUCCUUCCCCCCCUUUGCCCUUGCUCUGUUUCUCUGCCCAGCUCUGCCUUCCCAUUCUUGGUUUCGGUCUCUCAGAGCUUUUCUCGAUCUGGGUUUUGAGGAAAUCGCUUAGCUUAAGUUGGGCUUGAUGCAUAGUCUCGUAAUAUUGAUGUUUGAGAUUCAUGUCUCCAAUUCUCAGUGAACUCCUCCUUGCUUGUUGUAUGAUCAAUUCCACUUUCCGGCGCAGGACCCAUUUAGUUCAAUCUUUCUCCGUCGUCUUCCUUUACUUUCUCUACUAUGUCUCAUAAUAUCUGAUUCAACCCCGCCCACCUACUUAGCCUAGCUUCAAAUAAUCGCAAUAAGAACAAUAAUUUACCCAAAAUUAGUUUUCGUUUCAGUCUCUGUUUUUUUUUUCUUUCAAAUUUCCAGUCCAUCUAGCUAUUUGGGUCCUGCUGCCAAAAUUUUUUUCUCUCGAAAUCUCUGUUUUACCCCUGGACCAAUGGCGUGCUCGAGCGGGACGUCCUCCACGACGUCGUCCCAGCUGGCGGCGACGGCCGCCGGGAGCAACUCCGGGUCGGAUUCGUCGGAGCUCCAGGCGCUGAUGCACGAGAGGAAGCGGAAGAGGAUGGUGUCGAACCGGGAGUCGGCGCGGAGGUCGAGGGAGAGGAAGCAGAAGCACCUCGACGAUCUGACGGCCCAGGUCGCCCAGCUGACGGAAGAGAACGGCCAGAUCUUGACCAGCAUCAACAUCACCACCCAGCAUUUCCUGUCCCUGGAAGCGGACAAUUCCAUCCUCCGGGCCCAGGUCGGCGAGCUCAGCAACCGGCUGGACUCCCUCAACGACAUCCUCCAGUUCCUCACCACCACCGCGACUCCUUCGCCGACGACCACCGCUGACGGAGGGUAUUUUGGGUUCGAGUACGAGGCGCCCGCGGCGGCAGCUGUAAUGGCAGAGCAGCAACAUUGCUGCUUCAUGAACAACAUGGGGUUUCUGAACCAUCAGCCUCUUAUGGCUUCUGCAGCUGCUAAUGAUGUUUUCCUCGUGAAUUAAUUGAUUAUAACAAAGGGAUGGAUUGAAUUGUUUUUCUUCUUCUUUCCUUUGAUUAAUCUUUAAUUUGGAGGGGUUAUUAUGGAAUAAAGAGGCUGUAGAAAGUUGAAAAUGAGGUUAUUAUUUUGGUUUUUACAGUUUGACCAAUGGUGGCAGUAACUAUGGGAUGGAUGGAAAGCUGGGGCUGCUGGUGUUUAAUUAAUUACUGUCAUUAGUAUUAUUAUUAUUAUUACGUGUGUAAGUUUGUUUUGGUUUUCAGUUGCUUUGGUGCUUUUAUUGUUGUUUCUUCUUUUCAAUGUGAUUGGUCAUUGGUGGGGACUAAUAUUAAAAAAUCACAGUACUUGUGUGAAUGCUUUUUGUUUUGAUGAUUUUGAUGUUUUUUCGAGAUUGAAAAUCCCAUCAUGUGUUUGCAUCGACAUCAUCGUACGAGUAAAUGACAUUUGUGCCCCUCCAUCUCAAGGUCGUUGACAAACAUGUCCAUUUUAUUACGAUUGAAUGGAUCUACUCGUAUUCACAAAAUUAUCGAACAUGUCAUGUUGUCCCUGGAAAUUGUGUCAAAUAAUCGUCAAAUGCGAGCUUCAAAACAUCAUAGGGAAGGAUUCUAAAAGGCUCUUCAUAUAGGUGAGGGGUCCCUUACUUGCGUUCGAAGAAACAAUUGAGUUGUGGACUUUUGUGUUAAAAAGAAGAAAGUUAUGUGAGUAAAUACAUGCUAUAUAACGAUGGCAUACUAAUAGAUUGAUUCUAAAAACACAUACUUCCUGACUAUCCCAAAUUGAAAAGAGAUCAAGAGUUGAUAAUCAUCUUGAAAUCGCACCACCUCGAAUCCUCUCAAAAUAACAAGUUUUCGCAACACUUUAAUGAACGCAUAAAUCGUAUUGAUGCAUGGUACUGUUUCGAAUAUCUCGUUGCUGUUAUAAACUCGUGGUGUCAUCUUCGAUCUGAUCCGACUUCAUUAUCUUUUCAUUGGACUUCGCCAACCAUUUUCACACUUGUGAGUCUCGAAUGCGCCAUCUUGCUGUUGCUGUUAAUAUUUUAGAAGAGAAGUACUAAUUAAUCGUGGACCUGUUUGUUCAUAAAUUGGAAGAAAUAGGGUGGGAAGAUGUGCAAAAUAAAAUCUGUUGUGUUCGUCAUACUUGCUACUAUCAAUCUCGUACGUAUAGCCGCACAGUUGGCACACUUGGAGCCGCUAUUUCAAUUCUUUUGUCUUGUUUCUAGUAGAAUUGAAACUGAAGGGUAAAGAAAGAAACCAUUAUUAAGCAUGGUUAAUUAGGAAGAAGACAAAAUGGCCAUCCUUUUAGUGGGCCACUAAUCACUAUUUGAUUAAAUUGUAAUCACAUGUAUAUUAAGUUCCGUGAUUAGAUCAAAUUGCUUAAUUUUUUUUUCCUUCGAAAGGGAUCAUGGUAGUGAGAGGUUGCCAAUAUUGACGGAAUAAGUUGUCAAUGGGAUUGCAGAUAGUGGUUUAUUUAUUAAUUAGUUUCAACUCCUUUUUAUAUGUUUCCUUUACAACAUAUAAAGUUUGGAGAAUUUGAAGAUAAGAAUUCGUAGAACGCACUAUUUAACUUUCACAAAUUUGCUAUUACUAUGAUUAUAUAGGAGAAAAAAAUCAUUUUAUCACAAGAAACAAGAAAACAUUUAGAAAGUUUUUAGCUGAUUUGAAGUUAGGUGCAAAAAGACUUUGAUUCGUUGGAUUCUACAACUUAUUAGCAAUGGUGGGUGAGAUGUAAACUAUUACCUGCACAUGAUUAUGAUGAAUGAAUGAACGUUGAUAGCACCAUAUAUAAUUAUAAUUACAUAAAAAAGAUUACCCUAAAAUUGUACUAGUUCUCUUAUUUUCUAUUCACUACCAUCAGGCAUCAACAGAGAAGAAAUAGCGAUAAAAUUCUGAAAUUUGUUUAAUCUUAAGAGUUUUCACGUGAAUGCUAAGUGUUAUAAACAUCGUUAUAUAUUUAAUCGUAGCAAUGAACAUAUGUAAAAACACAUAAUUUUUUUUGUUAACACACAAGUCAAGUCAAGUACCACGUCUGAUGGCCUCGCCACAAUUUACAAGCUUGAUAGGCUUUGGCAGGACUUGAUGAUGAUCUAAUGCUAUUCCUAUCACGUUGGAAAUAAAAUCACACGGUAAUAUUCGAUUGAUAAUAUUAAUUACCAAAUCGAUCAAAAUCGUUAUCGACUAUGCUAAGUUAAACUAGUCACAUUCGAUAUCAUUAGUCAUCAGUGGUAUGCGCUAAGCUACAAGAUGUUUCCAGAAGAAAGUAUUGGCAAAAGCUCUCCAACUUAUCUGCUAAGCUAGUCUUACAAUUUGUACAAAGAAUAUGACUCAUUUGCAAAAAAGUUGGAGGAUGGCUGGCCUUACUGCCUAAGCACAUGGAUAUAGGGCAGUAAAGCUAAACCUACUAAAGACUUCCUUUCUCUUAAACUCGACAAUGGAAGUAGAAAACAACGUGCUAAUUUGAUGUCAGUUAAUUAAACAAAGCAUCAUUCAAAUUAAUACAACAACGUUAAUACCACUAUGACAACACGAAUCAUCUAGAAGCACAUAUAUGAUAAACCCAAAAACUAAAACGGUUACAUCUCUAAACAAGACUGGAUUUACCACUACCCCAAUAUACGAUAUCAGAAUAAUGUUGUAAUUCAUUAUAUGAUAACUUUAAAGUCUCGUAAGCUUUGUUGGGACGAAUAUUUUAACAUUUGGAAAAACAAGUAAAAGUUAACUAACAAAGAGACACUUAAUUUGAGAAUCAGACUUAUUGCUUUCCCUCCAUCCUUUUAUUGGGAUCAAAAUCGUUUCCUAGAACGACACCUAGGGCUAGAAACAAGCUUUUUCUGCAAAAAACGAAAACCCAGGCUGGUGGGAUUUGUCACAUGGCAAAUACAAUACAAGCCACUAGUUUGCAUGCUCUAGGCUGGGCUGGGGGGAAAUAAAGGGUAACAGAAUUAAAGUAAAGUGCGAAGG